AUGGUGCGAAAGCUCAAGCAUCAUGAGCAGAAGCUCCUGCGAAAAGUCGACUUCGUCAACUAUCCCUCCGACGACCAGCACCGCGCCGCUGCGGUCAUCCGACGAUACUCAGUCUCCAACCCUGCCGACUACUCCUCAUACAACCGUCUCGCAGGAAAGUUGAGACACCUGGCACACCGCAUCGCACUUCUACCACCAGAAUCGCCUUUCCGGCGGAAGCAGGAGGAUCUACUAUUGGAGAAACUUCAUGACAUGGGCCUGUUGGGCAUCGGGGGUGAGGGCAAGGGCAAGCUGAGCGACGUCGAGAGGAAGAUUACCGUGUCUGCCUUCUGUCGGAGGAGACUCGGUGUCGUCAUGACACGUCUGAGAAUGGCUGAGACGGUCAGCGCAGCGAACAAGUUCGUCGAGCAAGGCCAUGUUCGGGUUGGUACUGAGGUGGUCACUGAUCCAGCGUUUCUGGUCACUAGGAACAUGGAAGAUUUCGUGACUUGGGUUGACUCGUCCAAGAUCAAGAGGAACAUCAUGAAGUACCGGGACAAGCUGGACGACUUCGACCUGCUCUGA
Messenger RNA from Zasmidium cellare ATCC 36951, 564 nucleotides. RefSeq lists its product as uncharacterized. Bases 1 to 564 code for a protein of 187 amino acids. The record is from RefSeq and is a predicted model, not a curated record. The transcript has 2 exons. Gene Ontology annotation, cellular component: small ribosomal subunit; small-subunit processome; Mpp10 complex. Gene Ontology annotation, biological process: rRNA processing. NCBI's taxonomy places the organism in Eukaryota, Fungi, Ascomycota, Dothideomycetes, Mycosphaerellales, Mycosphaerellaceae. Gene Ontology annotation, molecular function: structural constituent of ribosome; rRNA binding; snoRNA binding.